CGCGUGCGUAUGUGUGUGUGCGUGUCAUAUCAACCAGUCACAUUCAACAGUCAACCACAAAAUCACAUUUGGAUUUUGGAUCCUGGCCUCCUGGCGUUCCACGUUCCAGCUCGUGCAUGCAAUCAAUAAAUAAAUUAAUAAUCACACCUUGUUUUGUGCAAUACUGAUAAUUUUUCAAAAUUACGAAUGAAGGAUGAUUUGUAUAAAUGAUAGAACAGGAUCUAGGAACAGAAACGCUUUAUAGCUUGUAAUUUGUGAUCGUUUAACGUAUAACCUAUAACGGCAACUUUAUUUGCUCGAUAUUGCUCCAUACACAUAAUCGGAUUUCGUCUCCAAGAAUGUUUUGGAUUUAAUACGCGUAUAUUAAGUUCUAUACAUCUGAGAUUUACUCUUGAAGUUGCACACCUCGAGCGGAACGCAUCUCUUGUAGGAAAUAAUGCAACGUACAACGCGCGGGAAAAUUCCGCGCGCUAAAGGAUCAUCGCAAAAGUGCACCAAGACAAUAAAUUGUCAUUCAUCGAUAAACACAUGGGUAUUUCUUAUGAAAGGAGAUAGCCUGGACAGCUCAAAUGUGGCUCAAUCAGAGAUUGUGAAACUUAGACAUCCAGCCUCUAAUAAGCCAACUAUAUUUGUAUUCAGUCCUGGUAAUCUCACAGUGCAAGAAGUUUUAAUCUUUGACGAAACUAAAAGGUCUUGGUUCAUUGACAAUAAUGUCAAAUCUGAUGGCAAGUUGUACUUGUCAACAUCAAUUGAUCCAAUCUUUUUAGUUUUGCCGUACCUAAGAAAGUCACAACUGGCGCAACCUUUAGAGCAAUGUCUCUGGGACGAGGAUUUUCCAGAAACAUAUCGCCUUGCACAAUGUGAAAAUUUGAAAUUGGGGUUAGUUGCUGAUUGUAAAGGAGAUAAAUCAUUACAAGCUUUCAAGUUUAAUGAAGACAAAUCAUUAAAGUGGUUGAAGGAAAAAGUAGAAAAGGUGGCACGUUUAUUGGAGCAAAAAGGAGUUCACGUGUCUCAAGGUGCUAUGAGUGCUACUUAUGUUAAGAGUACUAAAUAUGAAAUUGGCACAGAGACAGAAUAUUUGAAAUAUGCGCAUGGAAUUGUAUCUGAAUAUCUUGCUGAAGAUCUCUCACAGAAACUGGCACAACAUUUGAAUAUAUCCGAUGAAAUAGAUAGUAAAAAACGCAAACUAGAUAGUCCUAAAAAUGUAACUAAUGAGAAAAAACUUAAAAGAGAUUCCUUUGAAGAAAGCCCACUGAAAGCAAAGACAAAGAACUUAUUAAGUAAACCUGAAAAGGUACAGAAAAACAUUGCUCCUGGUAAAAAGGAAUUAGCUAGACAAAGAGCAGCUGCAGGAUCUAAAAGCAUUACUAGCUUUUUCCAAAAAAAGUAGAUCUUACAAUACAAAGAUAUAUAUAUUACAACAAUUUUAUAAAUUAUAAUGCCAUUUAUAAAUGCCUUUUUCAAUAUGUCGAAGUUUUUAUAAAUUUUAUUGUUUUGUAUAAAAAUAUGUGUUUAAAAUAACAUCAAAGUUGAAAAUUGCACUAUUAUUUCAUUGACGAAAUUAUGUAUUAGGAAAAGAAUAGUUUUUUCCAAUAGUUUUAUGAAUUUUUAGGUAUAGUUUAAGUUUAAAUGCAACACAAUAAAUGCAAUUUGAUGAA
Molecule: messenger RNA, 1658 nt
Organism: Formica exsecta
Lineage: Eukaryota; Metazoa; Arthropoda; Insecta; Hymenoptera; Formicidae
Product: ribonuclease H2 subunit B
Exons: 5
Coding region: 437-1390 (317 amino acids)
Biological process (GO): ribonucleotide metabolic process; RNA catabolic process
Cellular component (GO): nucleoplasm; ribonuclease H2 complex
Source: RefSeq, a predicted model, not a curated record